ACUGAAAGGAGCGGGAGUCGCGGAUCCGCUUGGUAUGUAAGAUCUGUAGCCUGGUUCGCGGAUGCAUAAUAUUCUCCGAUGUCGGGUGGAGGCAUGACAACACUAUAACGCUUCAUAUAACAACAAAUUCCGUCAUUAGACGGAUUUCCUCUCAGGACAACAGGUUGGCCCGUGCAUGGCGUCUGGCCAGACAGGUAGCUGCUAGCCAUGGAUUUAAUCCAAAUCACCCUCUCAGUGAGAGGAUCAACGUCCCCCGGCGAGCAGAUCGGGGUCGUCGGCAGCUGCGAGUCCUUGGGCGACUGGUGUUCGCAGAGAUCCGUGCCUCUUCAACCACAGGAGGAUGACGGAACUUUGUGGAAACGGACCAUCUACGUGCCAAAGGGCGUUGAAUGUAAAUACCGCUAUUUCAAAGGAUUCUUUCUGGAAUCAAAGAAUGCAGGUGAUCCAUGUCACGUGAUAGUCAAUAAGUGGGAGACGCACCAGCACCCGAGAACAGUGAACUCAGAAUCAGACCUGGUUAUUGACGAUGGACAGUUUGGCAUUUACAACGAGGUGGAGUGUGUGGACUCUGGCUGGCUGACUUGGCAGACGGAGAUCCGUCUGAGGCUGCAUCAGUCUGAGAAGGCUCCGGUGUCCAUCACCAAGCGCAAAUUUAAGAAGUCCCGAUUCAGAUUGAAACUGCAUCUGGAGGGCUUUGAGGAAGAGGGGGAUGAGGAAGAGCAGAGUCCCACCUCCUGCAACAUGAUGGCGAGCACGCUGGAGAUGAGCAUGAUCAGCGACAGCGGCUACAAAUCACGGCACUCACAGCCGGAACACGGCUACGCCCUGGAGCCCUUGCUGUGGACUGAGUACAGCAUCCACACCAUGGACCCCGACAACCUGGAGCUCACCUUCGAGUUCUUCGAGGAGGACAUGGGGGAGCGGGUGCUUCAGAGUGAUGUUCUCCCCGGGCUGGUGGGCACGGCCUGCCUGCUGUCCUCCUCCUUCCUGGAGAGCGGCAGGAACACGGGCGUGGCCACGCUGCCCAUCAUGAGCCGCAACUUCCGCCAGACCAUCGGCAAAGUGCGAGUGGAUUACCUGGUGAUUCGGCCCAUUAACGGCCUGAUGUGUGACAUGCGCUCCUGCUUCACUAAAUACUGGAGGAAGAGGAGCGCGCUGGACGUGGGACACCGAGGAGCCGGCAGCUCCCUGCACGCUGCCAAACACACCAAAAUCAGGGAGAACACCAUCGUAUCCUUCAAGAGCGCUGCCAGUCAUGGGGCAGCGUAUGUGGAGUUUGAUGUCCACCUCUCCAAGGACUUUGUACCCAUCGUGUAUCAUGACCUUACCUGCUGUAUCUCAACCAAAAAGAAAAACGACAAACAUUCUCUGGAGCUGUUUGAGGUUCCUGUGAAAGAUCUUACAUUUGACCAGCUACAGCUUCUAAAGCUGGCCCACGUCACCGCCAUGAAGGUGAAUGACCAAGAUCCCCAGGAUGAAGAGGAGUACAUCGCGGAACACCAGCCCUUUCCCUCGCUCGACCAGAUUUUUCAGGCCGUUCCAGAAAACGUGGGAUUCAACAUUGAGCUGAAGUGGAUCACACGGCUGAAGGACGGGUCCUGGGAGGGGAAUUUGUCCACGUACUUCGACAUGAAUCUGUUCCUGGACAUCAUCCUGAAAUGUGUCCACCAGCACGCCGGCAAGCGAAGGAUCGUCUUCUCCUGCUUCGACCCCGAUGUGUGCUCCAUGGUGCGGCGGAAGCAGAACAGGUACCCCAUCCUGUUCCUGACUCAGGGGAUCUCCACCGUGUACCCUGAGCUCAUGGACAUCCGCUGCCAGACCACGCCCAUCGCCAUGAGCUUUGCACAGAGCGAGGACAUCCUAGGCAUCAGCGCGCACACGGAGGACCUGCUGAGGCACAUGGACUCCAUCAGCGAGGCGCACGCCAAGGGCCUGGUGGUGUUCUGCUGGGGCGACGACAACAACAACCACGAGACCCGCAGGACGCUGCGCGAGCACGACAUCGACGGGCUCAUCUACGACAGGAUCUGCGACGAGCAGGUGGAGCAGCCCAACAUCUUCAAAGUGGAGGAGCAGGUGUCCCUGCAGGAGAUGCUUCCGGAAGAGACGCUGAAGAGCUGCGCUUGCUCCAGCUUCAGCCUGUCCUGCUCCUCUCUCCCUUGCAAGGGGCGGGCGGGGGCAGGGGGGGCGGGGGCUGGCAGCGGGGAGUCUGACUCUGGGCUCAGCUCCUCCUGAACACCCCCACCUCCCCUACCCCCUCCCUCGCUCAGAAAGGAUGUUCCCUACGGAGAGAGAGAGGAACACUGUGCUGCAGAAUUUGAUUAGCUUUGCAUGACAUAACAAGUCUGAGCUCACCUGAUCUGGCCUGCCACACACCUUCAAACUGGGGAGGGGGUAGGGUGGGUUGGGGUAGGGUAGGGUGGGAGGGGGGAGGGGGGGCGGGGGUGGGGGGACAAAGUUGCCAUUUCCAUUUGGCUUUCGCUGCAUUUCCUUUUUGUAAUCAUGACCUGCAUUUAGCUGUGGCAGUGUGAUGGCUCUGCGAUCCCUGCUGCAGAGCUUAGGUCCGCUGCGCCACACCCACACGCCUAACGCACACCUUCCAGACCCUGGGCACAUCUGUACUUGAAUUACUUUUUAACUCUUUAGACAGUGGUAAAAAAAAAAACACUCCAAGCAUGCUUUUAGUGACAUUUUGGAAAAAACUUGUCAGAUAACAAUGUAAACUCAAGAGAAGAAUUUGGAAUGUUUUAAAAUAACGGUUUCUGUUCAAAUGGUGCAGAAUUUUACCGGUGUCUAAAGGGUGAUUCUACCCAAGUCUGGCACACACCCGACGCACACACCCAUGUCCCUGUGACUGUGUGAGGUGUGAUUAUGUGCAGUGGAGCUGUAGACUGUUAGAGUUUCUUAGCUUAGAGCUUUGGAGGCUAACCCCAGCGCUGUCUGAGCCGCCUGCGCUUGAACGAGCCAAUCACAUCGCACGCGUCCUUGUGCGGGUCGAGUUCAAGCAAACAAACAAUGACUCGCGCUACUCGAGCUCUUAAAUCCUCCUGUUGCCGUGCAACAAGCGUGGGAUUAGGGGUUUAAGCCCAGAAGGUUAGAGCUAGACUGCAGGUCUGUAAACCAAUGCUGCCAUGGUAUUUCGAUCUUAACUUUUAUUUAGCCAAUUAGCGAUAGCGUCUCAGUUUGUGUAUUUCCGUUAUUUAUUUUAACUGUUUUAGCUGUAAGGUCCCGGGGCAGGGGUGGGGGGCAGGGGGGGUGGGGUGGGGUGGGGGGAGUCCUGUGUCUUAUGGGCACUGUGCCACAAGCGAAUGUGGACGAUAAAAGCCAAUGUUGACCUUACCUCAGCUGUGCCAAUUUCACUCUAGAGAGCCCUGGUUUAGAAGGACCAGUGUGACCGUGCGUACCACAGGUAGACUGCCGUCAGUCUUUCCAUGCAUUCCAGGCAUCUGGUCAAGUCUUACGAGCAUCCGACUGGGAAACAUCCCAUGGAACAGCCUUCCAGCUCGGGAUUCCUGGUUCGGUCAGGUCUGACAUCAUGUCAGAAUUCUGGCCUUCAGGGUAAAACAACUUUUUAAACACUUUCACAACUGAUUUUCAAAUGGCUUGUAUCAAUUAACAUACACAAAUUGAAAGUCGACCUCUGGUCACAGCACAACUAGCUUCACGCAAGCCAGCAUUAUCUUAAAAAUAGCUUGAAUAACAUUGACGUAGGCAAUAGUCUUUCAUGCUGUAUGGAGCUAUGAUUAGGCGUACAAUAGCAGUGAUCUUAUUUUCGUAUGAAUCCCUGUAGUCAUUAAAGACGCCAAACAGAAACUAGAAAUGCAUCUGGCAGUUUUCCAGGCUCACGCUGGAUGUAUCUAGUAUUAGUAGCCAGUGUCUAAUCGUGACAGGUAUCAUAGUUAGUUUCUCCCGUCCCGUGCUUUAGCUUCAGUCAGAUAACAGCUUUGCGAUCGGAACCUCGAGUUCGCGGCCGGGACCUCGGAGAGGCCGAGCCGGUGUGGACGGCACCCGUUUAUCCCCGGACAGACCGUGCCAAGCGCUGCGGGCGCUCAGGCGUGUGUCCGGCUCCUGUGGGCCCAGCAGUGCGCUGGAAUGUACCAACGCGCACGAAACAAAGAAAAAAAAGAGAAUGAAAAACAAAAAAAAAUUCUGUUUGAUCAUGGAGGUGGAGGACAAAGGGCAUUAUGGGUAUCUUGGCCCCAGUGGCCUGGGAAGAUUCUUAUUUUGCUGUUGCUUCAGAAUAUGACUUAAUAUCAGGGUGGGGGUUGAGCUUCAUUUCAGCUCAGUCAUCUGAGGGAAUGUAUUGAAAUUGGGCGUUCACAAUUUGGAAAAAUGUCCAUAUUUGUCUGGUGGGGAUUUUUCCUGUUCAUUAAUUAAAUUUCAGGUAAUUGACUGAAUUGAAAUGGAAUUGAAUCCGAACCCUGUUAAAUAUUUUUUUUUUUUUUAACUGUUUUUUUUUAAAUGAACUUCAUAAUUGUACUUGAAUGCUGGUUAUUUCACUGUCUUAACAGAAAAGUGAAAAGCUCAACAGACCAACGCCAAGGUUUUUUUUUUUUCUUUCUCUGUGUCUGAACAAACAUACCUCUACUCAUCUUCCACUAAACAAUUCUGUCAGUAACAAUGCAAAGCUUGGGACCUUGGGGUUGUUAAUUUGUCACAAUGAGAUAUCAUGUACUGUCUUGUAUUUUAUUUUAUCUAAACCUGCCUGUAGCGUUACUUCACAUAGAGCACUGCAAAGCGAGUGAGACUUGAUUCUGUUGCAGAAGUUGUGUCUGGUUGGCUACACUGUCUGUAUAAACAUGCUCCCGCCCCGGGCUGCGUACUUAAACUGUGCAUGCGUGACUAACUCCUGCCCCCUGAGAUCGGGGGGACACUUAAGAGUGGCAGAAAUUAAACUAAUUAUUGCUGAUGCA
Molecule: messenger RNA, 4913 nt
Organism: Anguilla rostrata (American eel)
Lineage: Eukaryota; Metazoa; Chordata; Actinopteri; Anguilliformes; Anguillidae
Gene: gpcpd1
Product: glycerophosphocholine phosphodiesterase 1
Exons: 20
Coding region: 208-2235 (675 amino acids)
Biological process (GO): glycerophospholipid catabolic process
Molecular function (GO): glycerophosphocholine phosphodiesterase activity; starch binding
Source: RefSeq, a predicted model, not a curated record